Anoplopoma fimbria (sablefish) is the source of this 4535-nucleotide messenger RNA. RefSeq names its product Rho GTPase activating protein 20 (gene arhgap20). The record is from RefSeq and is a predicted model, not a curated record. Gene Ontology annotation, molecular function: GTPase activator activity. NCBI's taxonomy places the organism in Eukaryota, Metazoa, Chordata, Actinopteri, Perciformes, Anoplopomatidae. Gene Ontology annotation, biological process: regulation of Rho protein signal transduction; signal transduction.
CCCAGAGGAGCUCACAGCUUCCUCCUCCUCCUCUUCCUCCUCCUCUUCCUCAUGGAUUCUCAUGAACCUUUGGAUUGAUAUAUUCACGCUCUUGUCAUGGGAAUACACGGUGGAUCUAUGUGGUCUUAAAUGGACAGCAUGUCGCCGCAGCAGGGGACCAUGGGACAGAACAGGUCCGACUCUCUGACGGGAGACAGCAAGAAGAAGAUGAAGACUUUGGCUCAGAGGAGACAGUCGGCUCCGUCGCUGGUCAUCAGCAAAGCCCUCACCAGGUCGAGAAGCACGUCCAGGGAGAACUGUCUGACCCCAGUCAGCCCAGAGUCCUGUCCUCUGGUCCAGGCCUUCCUGGCCGAGUGUCCACGCCGCCUCUUCCUGGGUCACGCCCAAACGCAACUGAAGACGGGCCUCCAGACCCAGGAGAGACACCUCUUCCUCUUCACCGACACGCUGCUGGUCGCCAAGGCCAAGUCUCCCACUCACUUCAAGGUGAAGGCCCAGGUCCGAGUGUGUGAGAUGUGGACGGCCGGCUGCAUGGACGAGGUGUGCGAGGGCACCACCAACCCAGAGAGGAGCUUCGUCAUGGGCUGGCCCACCUGCAACUGUGUGGCCACCUUCAGCUCUGAGGAGCACAAGGACAAUUGGUUGGCCCUCAUCAAAAGUCGGAUCAUUGAGGGCAAAGGGAAGGACGACCCCAAGACCAUUCCUCUGAAGAUAUUUGCAAAGGAUAUUGGAAAUUGUGCAUAUGCCAAGACGCUCGCGGUCAGCAACACUGACAGCACCGAUGAUGUCAUCCGCAUGGCUCUGCUGCAGUUCGGCAUCUUGGGCUGCGUUAAAGACCACCGGCUGUGGGUGAACUCCAGUAAGGACGAGCCUCCGUACCCUCUCAUUGGCCACGAGUUUCCCUUCAGCAUUAAGAUGAGCCACAUUCGGGACGGUGGGAGCACUGGUGGUGGUGGUGGAGGAGGACUGGGAGGAGGACCAGGGUGGGAUCCGACGAGUCCCACAGACUGUCCCGGGGUUCUGCUGCUGGACCAGUGUCUCCCUCCAGACACCCAGUGCCAGUUCAUCCUGAAACCCAGCAAGGUCGCCCCGGGACUGGCUCCACUUUUAGAGCCUGGUCAGCAGAAGUCCUUCAAGAGGAAGAGGUCUCUGAUCAACUGGCCCUUCUGGAGAGGCUCCAGCUCUCAGCUGGACGGCCCGCCCUUAUCCCCGACCUCCCCGUCCCCCACGCAGGGACGGCUGUUCGGACGACCUCUGAGCUCCGUCUGCUCUCCGGACCACGGCCUGCCCAAACCCGUCAUGGACAUGCUGGUGUUCCUGUACCUGGAGGGCCCGUACACCCGGGGCGUCUUCAGGCGCUCAGCCGGGGCCAAAGCCUGCCGGGAGCUCCGGGACCGACUGGACAACGGAGCCGAGGACCCGGAGAUCACACACCAGUCUGUGUUCGUCAUCGCUGCUGUCCUCAAGGACUUCCUGCGUAACAUCCCGGGCAGCCUGCUGAGCGUUGAUCUGUACGAGCAGUGGAUGGAUGUGAUGGAGGGGGAGGGGGGGGAGGAGAGGACGCAAGCUGUCCAGAGGUUGCUCCGCCUCCUGGCCGGCGACAACCUGCUCCUGCUGCGUCACGUGAUCUCCGUGCUGCACCGUAUCCAAGGCAACGCCCACGACAACCAGAUGAACGCCUUCAACCUGUCCGUCUGCAUCGCUCCCAGCAUGCUUUGGUCUCCGGCGCCAAGCACCCCCGAGAUGGAGGGGGAGGGCACCAAAAAGGUGUGUGAGCUGGUUCGCCUCCUCAUCGAGAACUGCUGCUUCGUCCUCGGAGAAGACGUUCCAUCUCUGUUCAGGAGCUUCAGCCAGAAGAGCAGCAGCAGCGACCACGGAUCAGAUGUGUCGUCCUUCCAGAUGAACGACUCGUCCUACGACAGUCUGGAGAACGAGCUGAACGACGACCCUGAGUCUCCGUUCCAGGAGCAGCUUCCUCUGCGAGACAAAGACAAGCCGGACAGCCGCAGCCGCGACUCCGUCAUCACCCUGAGCGACUGCGACCCGGACCCCGACCCCGACGCCGACCUCCUGCUGGCUCCCCCGAUGGCCAGACCCCGCAGGUUCAGCCCCGCCGCCCGCCAGCCGCGCACCCGCCAGACCAACGGGCCCUCGCAGGGUCCCCGGAGGCUGAGGAGGAGCUCGGAGCCCGCCUUGGCGCUGGCGAGCACUCCGUCCGUGGGCGCGGUGAUGGUUCACGCCGAUAACCACCACCUACCGCUGAGGAAGGCGAGCUACGAUGCCGCCAUGGUGGGGGAGAGGGAGGAGGUGGAGGUGUUUCUGGAGCAGGGCCUGAGCGGGCUGCAGCUGAAGGAGGAGGAAGAGGAUGGAGGCGAGAAGGGAGGAGCCAGAGUCCAGAACGGCGGGCGGAGGAAGACGAAGCACGCCCCUCCGCCUCUGCUGCGGCUCGAUGUCAGCUGUUCCAGUCUGUCGUCACCGGCGACCUCCCCCACAGGCUCCUCCCUCAGCUCUUUAGACUCCGCCUUCUCGCAGUACUCCACUGACUACUCCGCCAACGGGGCGAUUCCAUUGGCUGAGCCUCUCUCCCCUCUCUUCCCCGGACGGCCCCAGCUGUCACCCAGAGAUCCCCCUCAGAGGGAAGCCCCGCCUCCCUGGCCUCAGCCCACCCAGACGCCGCGGCACAGCCAAACCCCCCCACAUCAACACGGCCUCCACCCAAACACAUGGCUCAAGAAGGACCGCCGCCUGUCACUGAAGCAGUCUGAAAACGGAAACUCGGAGGAGGACUUGAACGUCAAAUCCCACCCGACCAGUAACGGCUUCUCCGUUGGCGACCUGGAGGCCACGGCGACGAACCGGAACCUCCAACGGAGAUCCAAGCCCCCGUCCUACCAGCAGGCUCUGCUGCAGCUGCAGCGCAGCCGCUCUCCGUUCUACAGGGGCGCAGAGAAACCCCUGACCAUCCGAGAGCUGAGGCAGCUCCACGAGCAGACAGGAAGUGAUGUCACACAGCGGCUGGUUGGAAGUGAUGUCACACAGCCUCCACAGGGGGUUUUCUACGGACAGAACGCCACCACUCUGGUCCUCCAGAGGCAAAAGUCUCACUCUCUAACUCCGCCCAUGGAGGGACAAAAAGGGAGCCGGACUCUUCCCCGCCGAACAUCCGAACCCACCGCAAACUCUAACCCCGCCUCCAGCCUCACCCUGGACAGACCUCGCACCUCCAGAGGUCAGCCCCAAGACGGCGGCCUGCGAGUGUCCGAGGUGGACACGCCCAACCCCGCCGAGCCUCGCUUCUGCCUGUCUCCCUCCGCCACCCGGGCUGUGCGGGACUACUUCUCCUCCCAGGGGCAGGAGGACACCAACGCCUGCCUGCGGAGGAGUCAGGAGGUGGCGCUGGCGAUCGUGCAGGGGAAGAGGGAGUGGCAGAGCAGGAGGUGCAGCGACCCGCGGGUGGACGACUUUGACCAGCUGUUUUUUGCAGAAGAGUCGUACGUGUAAAUAAGAAGCGUGUACAGACGAACCGUGAGAGAGAGACUUGAGUUUGUUUCAUCGAUGAUGUGAUGAUAUUCCUCCAUAAACGCCUUUCUCCCGCUCAAUACAUACAUGUUGCAGUUUACUGUCGUGGUACAUCCAAGGUUGUAGAUUUAAAAAGGUACAGAUGAACUUCCUGCCUCCACGUUUCACCUCCACCCAUCUUUUAUGAUUCCUCAUGAUGUUGUGACAGUGUCAAUAUGUUAUUAUAUCAUAAGUUUGAAAGCUCUUUCAUGUAUUUGACAGUCACGUUGCUUUGAAGCCCUGCGGUUUGGAUAAUUAUUUACUGAUUCUGUGAAUUCGUUGCAGAGAAGAUGUGAAGAAACAGUCAGUUUAAUUGGACAUCUGGAUCUCUAAACAAACAUUAAAGCUGCUGUCAGAACGGGUCAGACGACGCAGCUCUUGUGCCAAAAUCUGUUUCCCAUGAUAAAUAUUUUUCUCUGGUAAAAUGAAGGAAAAUUUGUUCUUCAGAAAUGAAAGAGAAAGGACCAAUACUUCUUUAAAUUUCAUUCUCUAGAAGCUUUUAAAAAUGAAAAAUUCUUGAGAGACUGGUGGGGAAUCAAGGCCAUGACUAAUUUUUGCAGUCGUGUUUUAACAGCUAAACAUUUAAUAAAAAUUUGAUAAAAAAUAUACAUCUCGUGUUUCAUGUGCAGAAAGAAACUCCUCGAUGUCACGCAGAUUUUCAGGGGAUACAAACGUUUAUUAAUGCUGCUCUCUGUUCGCAUUAAUGGCAACAAUAUGUUCAUGAUGACAGCUGCGACCUCAUGCAAAUACUAUGAAGACGCUUUGAGCUCUUUUUCCAUAACUCCUGUGAUGUGUUGAGCCAGACGAGGACAGUUUAAUGACCGAUGUACAAACUUUAAAAAAAAAAACACCUUUUUAAUGACGUCUGUAAAGUGAAACAUUUUUCUGUGUGUUUGUCUGAGUCAGUGAAUCAAUAGGGCCGGUAUUUAUUCACACGAGCCGAGUUUCCAGACGCACACACAGUGUUGUCCUCUGUA